UGUCCCAGUUAUCUUUAUUUUAAAAUUUUAACAAUAUUUGUGUCAAAUUGUUAAUUUAUGUAAAUUAAUUAUUAAACCCUUUUGCAAUAUUGUUGAAUUCGCUUGCAAUUUCUCCGACAUCCUGCAAAGCUUGAAGCUUUCUCCUACAAGAGAAGGUUUCUCAACCUGUGGGAUUCAGUAGAAAAGUUGUGUAUUUGCUGAAGGUAUUCAAUUUUGUUGGAGUUCUCGUGGUGAAAUGGUUGAUCACGGGAUUGGCAAGGAUACAAAAGCUUUAGAAACUCCGAUGGAGAGAGGCCAGGAUGAGGAGGAGUCUAAUAGUACAAAUCAAAUUGAUGAUUCUGAUGUGUCAUUUACAUUGAGAGAGAGACAGGGUGAGGGGGACAGUCUCAAUGGAAGUUCUAACGAUCGACAAGAUAAUCAGUCUACGGAUGGUGAGUUUGAUUUGCCUUCGACACCUCUGGCCAACGUUCAACAAUCAAAUUUGUCCCAGUCAUCAUCUGCAGUAGAGGUCUCUUCGGUGAAUGAUCUCAGUCUUACUCCUUCGCCUCGGAUGCGCAAAGGAUUGGAGCAUUGCAUUACAGCACCUGUGGAGAGAACCCUCUUCCUUGAAAAUGAAGAGCUAGCAUUUACGCGGUCAAUGACUGAGAAAGGGAUGGGCAUGGGUAGUCCAUUGUCUGCUCUAAAGUUGGAUAGACUCUCAGAACGUGAGAAGAAACAAUUAAUUGUGGAGAUAAUGAAGAUCCAAAGGGAUGGAACUGUGGAGGUUGACCUCACUAAGGAUUCUCCUGUAGCUUCAACGUUAUUAGAGCUCCAUCAGUUGGAUAGAGUUCCUUCUGCUAUUGAUUAUAUUGUUACCGAUCAUAAUAAAUCGGUUCCAAAACUAAAGAUUGCAGUGCUUGUAGUUGGAACAAGAGGAGAUGUACAGCCAUUCCUUGCUGUUGCAAGGAGACUUCAGGCAUACGGUCAUCAUGUAAGGUUGGCAACUCACUCCAAUUUCCGUGGAUUUGUGAAGUCAGCUGGGGUGGACUUUUACCCGCUUGGUGGCGAUCCUCGUGUUUUGGCUGGAUAUAUGGCCAGAAAUAAAGGUCUUAUUCCAUCAGCGCCAGGAGAGAUUGCUAUACAACGCAAACAAAUAAAGGCUAUUAUUGAAUCUCUGCUUCCAGCCUGCACAGAACCAGAUCUAAUAACUGGCGAACCUUUCAGAGCGCAGGCAAUUAUUGCAAAUCCUCCUGCUUACGGACAUGCACAUGUGGCUGAAGCUCUUGGUGUUCCCAUGCACAUUUUCUUCACAAUGCCAUGGACGCCUACGUAUGCAUUUCCUCACCCAUUAGCACGUGUGCCUCAAAGUGCAGGAUACUGGCUCUCGUAUAUUCUUGUUGACUUACUGAUAUGGUGGGGUAUAAGAGGACUUAUUAAUGAGUUCAGGAGAAACAAACUGAAGCUUCCCCCUAUUGCAUACUUCAGCUCAUAUCAUGGGUCGAUUUCUCAUCUACCGACAGGCUACAUGUGGAGUCCCCAUGUCGUACCCAAGCCAGAUGAUUGGGGGAACCAGGUUGAUGUUGUCGGCUACUGCUUUAUGAACCUUGGAUCAAAGUAUGAACCAUCUGAAGAAUUUGCUGAGUGGAUACAAAAGGGAUCUCAACCAAUUUAUAUUGGGUUUGGAAGCAUGCCUCUAGAUGAUUCAAAUAAAACUACAAACACAAUCUUGGAGGCUUUAGAGAUUACAGGCCAAAGAGGAAUAAUUGAUCGAGGCUGGGGAGACCUCGGUAAUUAUUCAAAGAUUCCCGACAAUGUUUUCGUGCUUGUGGAUUGCCCUCACGACUGGUUGUUUCCUCAAUGCUCCGCUGUGGUUCAUCAUGGUGGAGCUGGGACUACAGCAACUGGACUAAAAGCAGGGUGUCCGACGACCAUUGUUCCGUUCUUUGGGGAUCAGUUUUUCUGGGGUGAGAUAAUCUACCAGAAAGGACUCGGGCCUGCUCCGAUUCCCGUAUCGCAGCUAACCGUUGAAUCCCUCACAGAAGCUAUAAGAUUCAUGCUGCAUCCAGAGGUGAAAUCCCGGGCAAUGAAGGUAGCAUCUCGUAUCGGAAAAGAAGAUGGUGUUGGAGCCGCGGUCGAUGCUUUCCACCGCCACUUACCAGCGGAGGUCCCGUUGCCGCCACCGUCUCCGCCCCCGGAGAAGGACGACGGCCCAGAUCCUAUGCAAUGGCUGCUCACUCAGAUUGGUAGAAUCUGCUGCUGGGCUUGUGGUUCUUAGAUUUUGUUACCAUUGUACAUAGAUUUAGGUUACUAUUCAUUUAUUUAUUUUUAUCAUUAUUAAAUCUUUGGGCGUUGCUCGUUACUUGUAAGUUGAAUUUAAGUGAAGUGCAUAUAAAUAUGUUAAGUUUUUAUA
Messenger RNA from Salvia splendens (bonfire salvia), 2389 nucleotides. Its product is annotated as sterol 3-beta-glucosyltransferase UGT80B1. The record is from RefSeq and is a predicted model, not a curated record. Bases 236 to 2254 code for a protein of 672 amino acids. Gene Ontology annotation, biological process: carbohydrate metabolic process. NCBI's taxonomy places the organism in Eukaryota, Viridiplantae, Streptophyta, Magnoliopsida, Lamiales, Lamiaceae. The transcript is spliced from 14 exons. Gene Ontology annotation, molecular function: hexosyltransferase activity; UDP-glycosyltransferase activity.